ACGUAAACGCUUCGCGGGAAAAGGUGAAAAAAUGGCGACUCGCACUGAGUCUGUUUGCGCGUCCGGCUGAGGCUGAGAGAAACUUUCAUCCUAGCGAAUGGAAAUAUCGCACCGUGGCUGGAGCGCCGACAUUUUUUUGGGCGAGGGAACCUUUUAUCCCCCCUUUCCCGGGAGAGGAGAGGAAUCAAGACGGAAAUCUAAACGAGCGUGUUAAGGAUGUUGGAGGGAGCGUGCCGGGAUGGCUACCUGGCUGUAGGUGAGGAGGACCUGGAGGCCAAGCGGCUGCUGCCCAAGCACGACAAAAACUGCAUUGACCUGGAGAGCGAGCUGAUUGUGGGCCAGUACGUACUCUGCCGCUGGUCUGAUGGCCUGUAUUACUUGGGCAAGAUCCAAAGGAUUAGCUCUUCAAAGCAGAGCUGCUUCGUCACGUUUGAAGACAACUCCAAGUUCUGGGUGCUUUGGAAAGACAUACAACACGCUGGCAUUCCGGGAGAAGAGCCCAAAUGCUCAGUGUGCUCCGAGAUGACGAUGGUGUCUGAGAAUAAAAUCCUUAUCUGCGGAAAAUGUGGAAUCGGCUACCACCAGCUGUGCCACAUGCCGCAAGUGGAGAGCUCAGCUGACCUCUCGCCUUGGUUCUGCAGAAAGUGCAUUUUUGCAUUAGCAGUGAGAAAAGGGGGCGCACUAAAGAAGGGCCCGAUUGCCAAAGCACUGCAGGCCAUGAAGCAAGUGCUCACCUACAAUGCCGAGGAGUUAGAGUGGGACUCUCUGCACCGCACCAACCACCAGCAGUGCUACUGCUACUGUGGAGGCCCCGGAGAAUGGUACCUGAAAAUGUUGCAGUGUUUCCGCUGCGAGCAAUGGUUUCACGAAGCAUGCACACAGUGCCUGCAGGAAUCCAUGAUGUUCGGAGAUAGGUUUUACUUGUUCAUUUGUGCCGUGUGCAAUAAGGGAGUGGAGUACAUCAAACGCCUGGCUCUGCGCUGGGUGGAUGUGGUCCAUCUGGCCCUGUACAACCUGGGAGUACAGAGUAAGAAAAAGUACUUUGAACUGGAGGAGAUCCUCAGCUUCAUCAGCAACAACUGGGACCAUUUCCAGCUGGGCAAGGUCACACAGCCAGAGAGCGCUUUCAUAACAGAUGCAAAACUCUUCCUGACUGACCGUCUUGCGAACACUCCUCCAUCAGAGAGAGGCCAGCUCAUCCUCGAUGCUCUUAACAACUACAAAAGCAAGUUUCUCUGCGGGAAGGAGAUCAAGAAGAGGAAAUGUAUCUUUCGACUAAGGACGAGAGUCCCCCCGAACCCCCCAUCCAAGCUCUUUCCCGAGAAGACACCGAAAAGUGAAGGACGCAGAGGCUGCAAGAAAGGAGUGAUGCGUAACGGUUGUGCUCCUGCAGAGAAGCGGAGGAAGAAGAGGUCUAAGUGGCUGCUGGAGGAUGCUAUUCCCAACAAUGAGAUGACGUCCACCUGGAGCUCCAAUCACCACAUGGCUAACAUCUUCGACUUUACGCUCGACGAACUGCAGAGCUUGAAAAGCACUAGUUCAGGACGGACGUUCAGUCUGGAUCAGGACUCCACAGAUGCAGCGAGCACUUCAGGCUCUGCCACUACCAGCGUGUCCUACGACUUCAGAAAGAACGUGGGCAGUCGGAAGAGGAAGCUUCCUUCAUCCAACUACAGUGCUCUGGCCAGUAAGCGGGAGGCGAUAGAGAGCGAGCUGAGUCCAGCGGGUACGCCAGUCGCCGAGUCCGGAGACGUUAUGGGCGGUGCCAUCGACAGCCACACCUUUGAAAGCCUGAGCGAAGACGACACGUCCCUCUCACACCUCAAGUCUUCUAUCACCAGUUACUUCGGCGCAGCGGGGCGGCUCACAUGCGGCGAAAAAUACCAGGUUCUGGCACGCAGGGUCACGCCAGAGGGCAAGGUGCAGUACCUGGUGGAAUGGGAAGGCACCACGCCUUAUUAAGAGUCACUUACCUGAGGGCAGGAGAAUGGAGAUGAGGUUCGUGAUGGGGUUCUUCACUUCCAGGCCUGGGGAGUCACAGUGGUGUUGAAUUCACGAUUCCAAAAAAAAUGAUCAGUUGAUUUGGACACGGAUGGUCAGAUCGUUUAAAGUGAUGGAGUUCUGGAAUACUGUGGCCUGUCAGGUUUGGGAUUGAAGAACACUCGAGCAAACAGUCAUAAAAAGUCACAUCGCUUAAAGUAGUUCAUCUUUUUUUUUUCUUUUUUCUUUUUUCUUUUUUUCCAUUCUUUCUUUUUAUGUUACACAAACAUCUAAACAAGCGAGUUCCAAAAUUCUAGUUUUCUAGUGCAAUUAUAGUUUUCUAAAGGCUCUUAGAAAUAUAUAUGGGAUCACAUAUAGGUCGUGCACUUACCCCAUGUCGGGUAACGGAGUGCGCUUUCUAUUUUUUUGUCACAGUGUCCUGUUGACAGGGCACUAUAAAUAGCACAAAAUCACUUGUCUGAUUCAACCCGUUAACAUUAUAGUUGGUUUUUUUUUGGUCUCGUUUCAGUCGCACUUGUAGACUGGUUUAAUUUCCAUUCGAGGUCAGUGAUCUAAUACUGUAUAGCCAUGACACAAAAACAUUUAUAAAAUGUUGACCCUCGAGGGCAUAAAAGCAUCGUCAUUACAAAUAGUGGACAACACGAUGGCGCGUCACCUAUUUUUAUCAACUGGGAUAAUGCAUGAUGGCUUGUGGAUGUGGAAACUUAUAAACACGACUACGCCCCACCAUCCCUUUAAUGGCUACACCAUUCACAGUAAAAAAAAAACCAAACUCCAUCCAUAUUUAAGGGGUCAAAAGUGCCAUUAGUCGUUCCUGUCAAGAAUGUCCGUCUCUUCGGUUUGGCAUGAACGGAUAAAUGACCCUCGUGAAUGGACGUGCCGUGCAUAAAGCUCAUCUCUUCAGAGUGGAGCACAGCCUCAGAUGCCGGGCACAUACUCUACAUGAAACCAGGGAGUGUUUACACGGAGUGCGGCUGUGCAUCAGGCAGAUACUCACUCCUCCGCCAUCUGUCAAUGCAUUUUAAUCUGCUGUGCAAAUGUGAAUCGUUUGGAAUCAGCCACGUUGUCCACUAUGUAAAAAACGCCAUGAUUUUCAAUCACGUCAUUAUGUGACGGCGAGCAAUCACGAAGGGAAAACGAACAGUACGUUAAUAGCGUGUUCAGCCGCGCAGCACUUAUUUAUGCAGGUCUUCAAUCGAACCAAGGAAAUAUUUGCGGAUUUUUACUGACCCGGGUAGCUUUCCGUUUUCCCUUCGUUAUUGUUAUUGUUCAUAAUUCACGGCUUUUGCUCACAAAUAGAAAGCUCCAACGAAAGGAUCUGUGUGUGAACAGAGACUGCAAUAAACUGUUACCCCUUAAACCUGCCUAUUAACACCCUUGAAGUCUAGUCAGUGUACAUAUCCGUCUGCAGUUGAAAGCUUUGGCCGUCGUACGCCUAUAUA
Messenger RNA from Hemibagrus wyckioides, 3443 nucleotides. It is a transcript of the gene phf19, whose product is annotated as PHD finger protein 19. Gene Ontology annotation, biological process: chromatin organization; regulation of DNA-templated transcription. The coding region runs from base 217 to 1962 and encodes 581 amino acids. Gene Ontology annotation, cellular component: nucleus. The transcript is spliced from 15 exons. NCBI's taxonomy places the organism in Eukaryota, Metazoa, Chordata, Actinopteri, Siluriformes, Bagridae. Gene Ontology annotation, molecular function: chromatin binding; DNA binding. The record is from RefSeq and is a predicted model, not a curated record.